AUGCAGAGCAAGGGAGGAGUCCCUAUUAUUACCAAUGUUCUAGCAAAUUUGGAGGAACUUGGAAUUAAUUCGUCAUGUUUUCGAUUUGGUAGUUUGACAUUGGAAGGAGAUAAAUAUGUUGGAGUAAAGGAAACAAGUGUGGAUGGUGGCUCACAGAUUGUAGUAAUAGAUACUCAAUCUAAAGGAGUAAAUAGAAAACCAAUGAAAGCGGAAAGUGCCUUGAUUCAUCCAAUUGAAAACAUUCUAGUAGUUAGAGGUAGAUAUGAGGAUAAUGGUUGUACAGUCCAAAUCUUUAAUUUAGAUUCAAAGGAGAAGCUUGGAGCAUUUCUGUUUCCUGAAUCAGUUGUAUUUUGGAGGUGGUUAAGUCCUAGAAUUCUAGCAAUUGUUGGAGAUAAGGGGAUAUAUCACUGGACAAUAGAAUCAGGAAAUCCUAACUCAAUUCCUGUUCGGAUCUUUGAGAGAGCUGGAAAAUUAGCAGAACAAUCAACUCAAAUAGUUGGUUAUCAGACAGAUUCUAGCCAAAGAUGGUGUUUACUAAUGGGUCUUUGCCCAGUAACAAAUGAAACAACUGGUUCAAUUUCUGUAAAAGGCCAACUUCAACUAUUUUCAGUAGAGAAACGACAACAACAACUUAUUGAAGGAUUUUCUGGUAAUUUCGGAGAACUCGUUGUUGAUGAUUUUCUACAUUCCCCAGCAUCAGUUGUUUGCUUUGUUGAGAAGAAACAAGAAAAUCUCAAUGCCAGACUUCAUGUAAUGGACAUUUCAGGCCAAAGAGCAGGAUCUGGUGAUUUUGGAUCACCAUCAUCUCUCCCAACACCAUUCAAAGCUGUUAUUGAACUUCCAUCACUAGAUGAGAGCUCAACUGGAAGUGCACAGGGAUUCGAUUUUCCAAUAUAUACCUAUGUUUCAAGCUAUUUUGGAGUCAUAUUUAUAAUAACAAGGGGAGGAAUCUUGUAUAUAGUGGAACCAACUUCAAACACUGUACUUUACUGCAACAAGGUCUGCCAGGAUUCAGUAUUUUUGGGAUCUCCAAGCCGUUUCCAUGGAAUUUGUAUGGCAAAUAAAAGAGGAUUGGUCCUUCAUAUUACUUUAAAUAGUUCAUCAGUUCUCUCAUACAUUCAAUCAAAUCCUGAAUUAUCUAUGAACUCAAAUCUCCUCAGAUGGACUCAGAGAUACGGUUAUCAAGGGACAGAUGAAUUCUCAAUUAAGAUGUUUAAUGAGACAGUAAAAAGACAAGACUACCAAAAUGCUUGUAGAGUUGUCUCUCUUAAUAAGAAUGGAAGCCUGAGGACUCCUGCAACUAUUAAUCAUUUUAAAAUGCUAGAUUCUUCUCACAAGUUAUUGUUCCAGUACUUUACAGCAGUAUUCAAGUUCCACACUCUAAAUCAGUUUGAAAGUACUGAGUUUUGUCGACUUUUGCUCUCUCCAAAUUCUGCAAAUCUUAUUUCAGAAUUCACCUCCAUUACACAACCUAUAGUCUUUUUAAGAGUUCUAAUCAAUGAAGAAAAGUUAACUUUCUCUGAAGAACUUGGAGAUACCCUACUUCUGAAUGGAGAAAAAAAACUUGCUCUUAAGAUUUUCAACAAAUGUACUCCUCAAAAUCCUACAAAAAUCCUACAAACACUCAUUGAAAUUGGUAACUUCUCACAUGUUUCAGAAUUUAUUCGUGAACAAAAAGCUUCAAAUUGGCCUACUAUUACUACUGAUAUUCGUUCGCUUCUUAAUAGUCUUUUAAUUGCUAAUAAUAUUGAUGCUACAGUUGAGUUUGUAAAAACUGUUCUUCUCCCUCCCGCAUCUACAUCUCAAUCAGACCUAUCCAGUUCUGUACCAGCUGAGCCCUUGGACCUUAAUAUUGAUAAGCCCUCAAUAGUCGAAAUCUUUGUAUCUCACUCUAGAUUCAAAGAAAUUACAUCCAUUCUUUUAGAUCAUCUCAAAGCUAACAAACCCGAAGACUCUGCCCUCCAAACAAAACUACUCGAAGUUAAUCUCCUACACGCUCCUCAAGUUGCAGAGGCUCUAUUUCAAAUGGACCUUUUUACUUAUUAUGACAAACAUGCAAUUGCUACCCUUUGUGAAAAAGCGGGUCUUUUUGAGCGGGCUCUUGAAAAUUUUUCUGACAUGCGUGACAUAAGGAGAAUACUGGGAAUUGCUUGUGGAAGUUUGAAUACGGACUGGCUAGCAAAUUACUUGUCUAAAUUGAGUCCAAGAACCAGAUUUGAUUGUCUCAAGGAGCUACUACUAGUUUGCAAAAAUAGUGGUGGGACUGGUGGAAUAGUUUCUAUGGGAGCUGGAUUAUCAUCAUCUAAUGGGGCAUUACCAAGUACUGGGCAAGGAGGAUUGAUAGGAAACAGUUCAUCAAAUUCAAUAACAUUGAGUAAUAAUAAUACUGUUUUACAAAGUGUGAUUCAGGUAUGCAUUAAAAAUGUGGACAGUAUUGGAAUAGAAAAUAUCAUUACUUUGUUUGAGCAACAGGGAAUCUGGGAAGGUAUUUACUAUGUUAUAGGUUCAAAUCUGACUCAAUAUUUAUCUGGAAAUAGCUUAUCUACGUCAGGAUCUUCUGAGUCUUUGAACAUAUCUGGUGAGAAUUUGAUUGGAGAUUCGGGUAUUCAAAACAAAGGAAGCGGAGUGAUUUUAGCAGGAUCAGGAAGAUUACCAUCUUCAAAUACAGGCUCAGUGAGUGGUGGGGCUGGAUCAUUUUCCACUUUUAUAGUAUUUAAAUACAUUGAGGCCUCUGUUCACCUUGGUCAAAUUCAAGAGGCAGAGAGGAUUUGUAGAGAUUUCCCACAAUCUUAUGAUCCUGACCAGGUUAUUGAGUACUUUAAAAGCAUUAAGAUGAGCGAUUUAAGGCCAUUAAUUUGGGUUUGCGAUCUUCACCAUCGUGUAGAGGAGUUGAUUAGCUAUUUGUACCAUAUGUCUCUUUAUAAGUACAUUCAGGUUUACACUCUGAAGAUUAACCCAAGUCAGACUCCAUUAGUUAUUGGUACAUUGAUAGAUCUUGAUGGAUCUGAAGAUCUAGUUAAGUCUCUUUUACAAGAAAUCAAAACUUUGGGUUCUUCCUUCUCUUUUGGAGAGCUAAUUCAGCAGGCGGAAAACAGAAAUCGUCUCAAGUUAUUGUUGUCUUGGCUAGAAGAAAGAGUUCAGGAAGGAUACCAGGAUCCAGCUUUACAUAAUGCUUUAGCAAAGAUCUAUAUAGAUAUGAACAAGGACUCUGAGAAUUUCCUUAAGACAAAUCCCCAUUAUGAUGCAAAGACUAUUGGAGAUUAUUGCGAAGAUAGGGAUCCUUAUCUUGCUUAUAUUGCUUAUAGAAAGGCAUGGGGACAAUGUGAUGAUGAAAUAAUACAAGUUACUUAUAAAAAUGAUUUAUAUCGUCUACUAGCUAGGUACCUUGUUGAACGCCAAGAUCUUGAACUUUGGAAUAAAGUCUUAGGAAAUUCUUCGAAUUCUACGGAAUCUGUCGUUAAUGAGCAAUGUAGACAAGCUAUUAUUGAUCAAGUAACUUCUUCAAUAUUACCUGAGUUCUACGAUAAGCCUGAGGAGAUUAGUUGUGUAAUUAGAGCAUUUAUUAAUGCAGAGGUACCGAACUCACUGUUGGAAGUUUUGGAGAAGAUCAUUUUCCAUGUUAAUAAUACAGAGUUUUCUCAAAAUAAAAACCUUCAAAAUCUUCUUUUAUUAACAUCUAUUAAGAUAGAUAUUCGGAGAUUGGAUGAUUACGUAUUAAGAUUGGAUAAUUAUGAUGCUAAGGAGGUAGCUAAAGUUGCAAUAGAGCACGGACUUUACUCCCAAGCUUUUCAGAUUUACAAGAAGUUCUCAUUUAAUAAUGAAGCUGUUGAGACUUUAUUGAUGAUUUCCAAGCUUGAAUUACUAAAGAGUGAAGGUAUAGAUGUGGAUGGAAAACCAGGAGAAUUUCUCGAGAACCUGGAUUCAAUGAUUUAUCGUGAGAAGUUGGUCAAUCUGGAUCUAUCCAAAGUCCGAGACUUUGCGUCCUACUGCAAUGAUAAUUCUGUUUGGGACAUUCUUGGUCAGCAAUAUCUCAAGAUCUCUCGAACAAAAGAUGCUGUUGAUUGCUUUAUUAAAUCUGAAAACACCAGAGAUUAUCGUCCCAUCAUUGAGCAUUGUCUCUCAGUUAAAGCUUAUCAGGACCUAUUGGGGUAUCUGCAGAUGGUCCGAAGACUAAAGGAUUCUAGAACUUCCAAAGAUCCAAUUGUAGAUACUGAGCUGGCUUACUGCAUGUCUAAGUUGGAACUUGUGCAAGAACUUCAGAACUUCCUACAAGGUAUUAAUACUGUGCAAUUACAAAAGAUUGGAGACAGACUUAUGGAUGAACAGGACUAUAGGUACUCUAUUAUUUUUUAUCAAGCAAUCCCAAAUUACUCAAGGCUUACAAGCUGCUAUAUUCACCUAGGAGAGUACAACAAUGCUUUGGAAACUGCCAAAAAAGCAAACUCUCCAAAAACAUGGAAAGAGCUUUUACAGAUUUGUAUGCAAAUUGGAGAGUCCGAGCUAGCACAUCAGGCUGGACUUAAUAUUAUAGUUUAUCCAGAUUACUGUGAAGAUGUGGUAUCUGAAUAUGAAAAGAAGGGUCUCACAGCAGAACUUCUAACUUUAUUAGAGGGAGCUAUUCAGAAUACUGAUCGUGCCAAUGGCAGUCUCUUCACAGAGCUUGGAAUACUUUAUGCAAAGUAUACUCCUGAAAAGCUUAUGGACUAUUGUGCCUCUUAUUCUGGAAGAAUUAACAUACCAAAGCUUACAAGGAUUUGCGAACAAAGACAACUUUGGAACGAGGUUGUGUACCUUUACCUUCAAUAUCAAGAGUUUGACCAGGCAGUUUUGACGGUGAUUAGCCACCCUAAAGAGGCAUGGAAGAAUGAUCAGUUUCUUAAUAUAUUACAGAAUGUCUCCAAUGUGGAUAUUCUCUAUAAGUCUAUGACUUUCUAUUUACAAGAGCAUCCAGAGUUACUUAACAGCUUAUUGAUGUUAAUUUUAAAGCCUAGAAAAAGCUUAGAGGUACCAAAAUCCAAUUCUAGUGACAUAUCAGACUAUUCUCCGUCUAGAUCUACAAAUGCAGUUUUAAAUCAGGCAGGUACCGGGGGAUCUAUAAGAUCAGCAAAUAAAUUUGAUCUAUCCAGUAUUACAACUAGGUUCAUUCAGCAAUACUUUAAUCAAGGACUUUCUUCAUCUGGAAAUUUAAAUACAAUAAGUCCAGUUGCAAGUAUUUCUCCAAAACCUUCAGCUGGGGAACCAGAACUGCAAAGUAGGCCUAAUUAUGACAUAUCAAUUAUACAAGAGUUCCUGGAAUCUAUUAGUGAGGAGAAUAUCCAGGUAGUUAAUGAAGCUUUGAUUAAUUUAUACAUAGAAAAGAUGGAGGUGGAAAAGCUAAUGAAGCUGAUUUUGACGUGUGAUAACUAUGACCAAGCAAAUCUUUCAGCCAGAUUGGAAAAUCAUCCAGUAAAUGACCUAAGAAAACUGGCAGUUAAGAUUUUAGACAAGAAUUCGAACUAUCAGCAGGCACUUUCUAUUUGUCAAAAAGAGAUGCUGAUAGAUGAAGCUAUCUUAGUAGUUUACAAGAGUGGUAACGUUGCUCUUAUUGAGGAGCUUUUGGAAUUCCUCUUAAGUAAUAACAAGAAAGAAAACUUUGUAGCUUGUUUAUAUACGUGCUAUGAAUUUUUAAGGCCGGAUACCGUAAUGGAGAUGGCUUGGAAACAUAAUUGUCUAGAUGCAACAAUGCCAUUCUUUAUCCAGAGUCUUAGAGAUAUGUCUAACAGAAUCGAAGUCCUUGAAAAGAAGCUUGAAACUCUUCAAAUUACAGAAAUUGCCACAACAGCUUCUAGUGGGCAUCCAAGUGUCUCAAAUUCACAAAAUAUCUCAAGCUGUGUUGAUAUUGGCGCCAACUCUUCAAUUUCUCCAGGGAUUAUCUCAUCUCACCAUAAUAAAAACAAUAACGUCAACUCCAAUAUUGGUAAUGCCGGUACGAUCAAUAACCAUAAUUUAAUCCCAAAUAAUCAGCUAAUUUUUCAAUAG
Cryptosporidium ubiquitum is the source of this 6018-nucleotide messenger RNA. RefSeq lists its product as uncharacterized. The transcript has a single exon. Gene Ontology annotation, molecular function: structural molecule activity; clathrin light chain binding. Gene Ontology annotation, biological process: intracellular protein transport; receptor-mediated endocytosis. The record is from RefSeq and is a predicted model, not a curated record. Gene Ontology annotation, cellular component: clathrin coat of trans-Golgi network vesicle; clathrin complex; clathrin coat of coated pit. The coding region runs from base 1 to 6018 and encodes 2005 amino acids. Lineage: Eukaryota; Apicomplexa; Conoidasida; Eucoccidiorida; Cryptosporidiidae.